Prunus mume (Japanese apricot) is the source of this 792-nucleotide messenger RNA. RefSeq lists its product as uncharacterized. Gene Ontology annotation, molecular function: structural constituent of ribosome. The record is from RefSeq and is a predicted model, not a curated record. Gene Ontology annotation, biological process: translation. Gene Ontology annotation, cellular component: ribosome. NCBI's taxonomy places the organism in Eukaryota, Viridiplantae, Streptophyta, Magnoliopsida, Rosales, Rosaceae.
AACUAACCCAAACCCUACCCCAUUUGUUUUCAGCUCUCUCUGUAUCUCUCUCUGUCUACGUUUCCUUACUCAUCGUCGCAUCUAAGCUCGCUUACGACGAAGCCUAGCUCGGCACUCCAACAACCAGGUUUUUCUCAUCAUAUAGAAAACAACACAAUGAAUCUUGCAGCAUCAAUAUGCAGUAGAUUGGGUGUCAAGCACCUGGUUUCGAAUACUCCUGUGUACAGCAGAGCUUCUGAUGUCACGGCAGAAGGAUUGAGUUUGACAUUUAGGCGCUGGGCUACUAAAAAAUCUGCUGGAUCCACAAAGAAUGGCCGAGACUCAAAUCCUAAGUUUCUUGGAGUGAAGAAAUUUGGUGGAGAGAGAGUGAUACCUGGAAACAUCAUUGUUCGCCAGAGGGGCACCCGAUUUCAUCCUGGAAAUUAUGUUGGCUUAGGGAAGGAUCACACCCUUUUUGCUCUGAAAGAAGGCUGUGUAAAAUUCGAACACCACAAGCUCAGUGGACGCAAGUGGGUGCAUGUCGUGCCCAAGGAAGGUCACAUGCUUCACCCUGUCUAUGCAGAUGUUGCAACCACUUAGUUGUAGACAAUGUCAUACGUCCUUGUAAGUUUGUUUUAGAUCUUUUUAAGUUCAAACCUUUUCCCAGGUUGGUGAUUACAAUAACAAAAGCUUUGUUAUGCCAAAAGUCAACAGGUUUCUGUAAAUCAGAAACUCCGGAUCUUAGGCAAAGGAAUGUUCAUCUCACUUUUACCUGGAUUAUGGCUUUAUAGCACUAAGGUCCUUCUGUUUCUA